AUGGCUCUCUUCCAUGGUGAUUUAGGGUUCAACGGAAAGAAGCCAUGUUCUUCGUCGGUGUUUCAUCUGCCCGUUGCUGAUUAUCUGAAUACUACAAAAGAAUCCCUUCUGAUGAAGAUGGCGUGGGAGAUGAUGAACCCUGAGUACAAAAAGGGAAUGCAGAGGAAACCUACAUCAGUGAAAAAGAAAGAUCCUAUUAGUAAGACUACUGCUCCUCCUAGUAAGAAAGCUUCUGCAACCACAAGCCUAAGCAAUGCCGAAAGCGAAAAGAAAAAGAGACUUGGUGCAUAUAUCAAUUUGGAUGUCUUGGAUAAGCUAUUUGAUGAUGAGAACUCUCCAAAGCAAAGCAGCAAAGAAGAAUGCCUUUUGGAACCUGAGGGCUCUGAAGAAGAUGCACCAGAAGAAGAUAAACCCGUCUGGAACAAUGAUUACAGUACUGAAGAAGCUAAUAGAGAAGAGGACGAAUUCUAUGGCGGAGCUGAUCUUGAAUAUGAAAAUCAAGAUGAAGCAGAAUAUAAUGAAUAUAUUAUUAGGUGA
Molecule: messenger RNA, 537 nt
Organism: Brassica oleracea var. oleracea
Lineage: Eukaryota; Viridiplantae; Streptophyta; Magnoliopsida; Brassicales; Brassicaceae
Exons: 6
Coding region: 1-537 (178 amino acids)
Source: RefSeq, a predicted model, not a curated record